Ilex paraguariensis (yerba mate) is the source of this 4956-nucleotide messenger RNA. NCBI's taxonomy places the organism in Eukaryota, Viridiplantae, Streptophyta, Magnoliopsida, Aquifoliales, Aquifoliaceae. The record is from the annotation of a GenBank genome assembly.
AUGUCGGUCGGAGUUCGCGAACUCUCAGUGCUCGGCGAGUUCAAACCAUUUGGCUUAAUAGCCGAAGCCCUAGACGGCAAGCCCGCCGAUGAUGUAAUCGACAGUUACACUUAUUUCCUAUUUGAUCCCGAAGUCUGUAAGCAAAGAGACGAAGCUGAUGACUCGGACACAUCAUCGUCUUCGAGUGAUCGAAGUGACCAUGAACUUUUCAUCAGAGGAAAUCGGAUAAUAUGGAGUACAGGUUCACGAGUGCAUAAGAGAUUCACCUUAUCCUCCUCGGUGAUCAUGGCAUGCUGGUGCCAUAUGGGUGAUAUGUCUGAGGCUCUUCUCUGUGUUCUACAAAGUGAUUGUUUAACAAUCUACAACACGGCAGGUGAAGUGGUAUCAAUUCCUCUUCCCCAUACCGUCACAUCAAUAUGGCCUCUACCUUUUGGUUUACUCCUCCAGCAGGCAGUUGAGGGGAAUUUAACAACACAUGUUCCUUUUCCACCUUCAAGUCCAUUGUCAAGUGCCCGUGAUAUAUUCCGUCCUAAAAGAGACAUUGGAUACAGUCCUCAGCAUAGUUAUUCUUCACUGUCUGCAUUUGAUUAUAAUAUUAAGGGAGAUGGGGCUUCUAUGCCCUCACAUCUUAUUUUGAAGGAUCCUUUGGAGGAACCUCAGUUAAUUUAUAUUGAGGAAAGGGGAAAGGCAAGCAUAAUGAGGGAAUUUGAUGAAAAAACAAUUUGGACCAGUGAUUGUAUUCCUCUGAUGGCAUCAUUUAAUAAAGGGAAGAUGCAACACUCUCUGUGGGUUGCAGAAGUUGUUGAUUGUAACCUUGAAGUUGCAAAUUCUAAAUUAUCUGAUGUAGUUCCUCCGGGGGUGUUACCGAAACAGUGUUCCUUUCGAAGGAUAUGGCAAGGGAAGGGUGCCCAAACAGCUGCUAGUAAGGUUUUCCUGGCAACUGAUGAUGAUACUGCACCUAUUAUUUGUUUUCUUCUCCAAGAACGAAAAAAGUUGUUGUCAGUGAGGCUUCAAAGUGUAGAAAUAAAUAAUGAGAUUCUCUAUGAUAUCAAACCCGACAUGAGCUGGAGUGUACCAGCAGUUGCGGCAGCACCUGUUAUUGUAACUCGUCCGAGAGUGAAAGUGGGACUGCUGCCGUGUGUAGACAUCAUGGCUUUGACUUCAGAAAAUUCCCUUCUUCUUUAUUCUGGCAAGCAAUGCCUGUGUAGAUAUACAUUGCCUUCUGUUUUGGGGAAAGGUCAGGCUUUGCGUACUUUGAAGUCUUCAGAAAUAGCUUCUGCUCUCCUUGAUGUAAAAAUUGUUGGAUUGGCUGAUGCUGUUGAAGGCCGUGUUAAUGUUAUUUUGACUAAUGGGCAGAUCUACAGAUGUACAUUGCGAAGAAGACCAUCAUCAUCAUUGGCAAAUGAUUGCAUCACUACAAUGGCUGAGGGGCUCACUUCUAGUUUCUUCAAUCAUUUUCUUGUGCUUCUGUGGGGUGAUGGUGAUUCGGCGUAUUUAGCCCAGGCAGAUUCUGGUGUUGACUCGGAGUGGGAGUCUUUUUGUAGUAUUAUAAUGCAAAUGUGCAGAAAGUCUAGACAUGUCCCUCGAAGGAGUUCAAAUUCAGUUUCUCACUCAUCAUGGGAGUUUCUUAUCAACAGUAGUUUUCACAAGAACUACUGUAAACAAAAAUUUAUUCCUGAAAUUUCUCCUAGAAUGUCACUUGAUCUGCAGGGGUCAGAUUCAUCUGGAUCUUUUCUACAUGGUAUCCAAAGCCCAACAGAGCUAUUUAUGGAGACUCUGGAUUCUUUGCAUGGAUUAUAUGAAAGCCUGAAAUUAGACAAUCUUCGCAAACGGGAUUUGGGUCUUCUGGUGGUUCUACUAUGCAAUGUUGCUGAUUUCCUGGGUGAAGAAAGCUAUUUGGAUCACUAUGUACGUGACUUUCCUGGUCUUUCAAAAAACUUUGGGAUAUGUCGGACCUCAUUUUCCCAGAAAACUCCUCCUAGUUUAUUCAGAUGGCUUGAACACUGUUUGCAACAUGGAUGUAAUUCUGCUAAUAUUAUGGACCUUUCCCCUCUGAUUCGUAAAGAUGGAAGUUCUGCUGGGAGCUGGGCCCGGAAGAUAGUUGCUUUCUAUAGCCUUUUAUGUGGUGCAGAACAGUCAGGGAAGAAACUCUCGUCUGGUGUUUACUGCAACAUUGCCUCCGGGUCAUCGUGUACGAAAGAGGAGCUAACAGUCUUGGCAAUGGUUGGGGAGAGAUUUGGUUUGCAACAGCUAGACUUGCUACCUGCUGGUGUCUCUCUUCCUCUACGACAUGUAUUGGACAAGUGCCGGGAGUCUCCUCCUACUGACUGGCCUGCUGCUGCAUAUAUUCUUCUUGGUCGGCAAGAUUUGGCUUUGUCUUGUUCGUCACAUUCAAGACAAUCUAAGGAACUUGAACCCCAUACCAAAUUGAAUUUAGUUUCUAUGUCUACACCUUACAUGCAACAUCUGCAUCCUGUGACUAUUCCUUCCUCAGUUUCUGAUACAAUUGGAUUGGAGAAUACCAAACUUGAGGACACAGAUUCCGUUGAUGGAAUUUCUACAGAUGGUAUGGAACAUAUUUUCAAUUCUAGCACACAGUUGCGGUAUGGUCGUGAUCUGCGAUUAAAUGAGGUUAGACGUCUGCUGUGCUCUGCUAGGCCUGUGGCAAUUCAAACCCCUGUUAACCCUACUGCCUCUGAUCAAGACCUCCAACAGGCUCAGUUAUGGCAGCUUGCUCAAAGGACUACUGCUCUUCCUCUUGGUCGUGGCGCAUUUACUCUCGCAACCACAUGUACUCUUUUAACAGAGGCACUCACAGUCCCAAAGCUUGUUUUAGCAGGUCGGUUGCCUGCACAACAAAAUGCGACGGUUAAUCUAGAUCCAAAUAUAAGAAAUGUAAUAGAUCUUAUAUCUUGGCCUGAGUUUCACAAUGCUGUAGCUUCCGGAUUGAGACUUGCCCCUCUCCAGGGGAAAAUGUCAAGAACAUGGAUAAUAUAUAACAAACCCGAAGAUCCAAAUGUUAUGCAUGCAGGACUGCUCUUUGCACUGGGAUUACAUGGACAUCUACGUGUUCUAACUAUUACUGAUAUAUACCAAUAUUAUUCACAGGAACAUGAAAGCACCACUGUAGGAUUAAUGCUUGGUCUUGCAGCAUCUUAUAGGGGAACUAUGCAACCCGCAAUUUCAAAGUCUCUUUAUGUACACAUACCUGCUCGCUAUCCGUCUUCCUUUCCAGAGUUGGAACUUCCAAGCCUUCUGCAGUCAGCAGCACUUAUGUCUGUUGGGCUUCUUUACGAGGGAUCAGCACACCCCCAAACAAUGCAAAUUCUUAUGGGUGAAAUCGGCCGUAGAAGUGGAGGAGACAAUGUACUUGAAAGAGAGGGCUAUGCGGUUUCUGCUGGAUUCUCAUUGGGACUUGUUGCCUUGGGUCGUGGGGAAGAUGCCCUUGGUUUCUUGGAUACUUUGGUUGAUCGACUGUUCCAAUACAUUGGUGGCAAAGAACUUAAAAAUGAGAGAUCCCAACUGCUGGCACCAUCAGCGGAUGAACACAAUCGCAGUGCCGGGCAGACGAUGGAUGGAAGUCCAGUCAAUGUUGACGUUACUGCUCCUGGAGCUAUAAUUGCUGUGGCUCUGAUGUAUUUGAAGACUGAAUCGGAGGUGAUAUUGUCCAGACUUUCUACUCCGUGUACGCAUUUUGAUUUACAAAAUGUGAGGCCUGACUUCAUAAUGCUUCGUGUCAUUGCUCGGAAUUUGAUAAUGUGGAGUAGGGUUCAUCCUUCCGAAGAUUGGAUUCAGUUUCAGAUUCCUGAAAUUAUCCAAAACUGUGUCACAAGCCUUGGAGAUGAGAUGGGUGAUAUGAAUGAAAUGGAUACUGAAGCUUUCGUUCUGGCAUAUGUCAAUAUAGUGGCUGGAGCUUGUAUUUCUCUUGGGUUAAGAUUUGCUGGAACAAAAGAUGGAAAUGCACAGGAGUUGCUUUACAAAUAUGCUGCCUACUUUCUCAAUGAGAUAAAGCCUGUAUCUGCUACAAGUGGAUAUACCUGGCCAAAGGGACUGUCCAACUAUGUUGAUCGUGGCACAUUGGAGACAUGCCUUCACCUCAUUGUUCUUUCCCUUUGUGUGGUUAUGGCUGGUUCUGGACAUCUACAGACAUUUAGGUUAUUGAAAUAUCUUCGCAGUCGAAAUUGUGCAGAUGGGUACACUAACUAUGGUAAUCAGAUGGUGGUAAGCUUAGCUAUUGGUUUUUUGUUUCUUGGGGCUGGAAUGCGGAGUUUUUCGACUAGUAACAGUUCUAUUGCCGCUUUGCUGAUUACUCUUUAUCCACGCUUACCAACUGGACCAAAUGAUAAUAGGUGCCACCUUCAGGCAUUCAGGCAUUUGUAUGUUCUUGCAACGGAAGCUCGCUGGAUUCAAACGGUUGAUGUGGAUACUGGUCUACCAGUUUAUGCCCCAGUUGAAAUUACAAUUAGGGAAACUGAACAUUAUGCAGAGACAAAUUUUUGUGAAGUCACUCCUUGCAUUCUCCCUGAACGAGCUAUUUUGAAGACUGUUCGUGUUUGUGGACCUCGGUACUGGCCUCAAGUAUUGGAACUCACUCCUGAAGAGAAACCUUGGUGGAGUUCUGGUGACAAGAGUGACCCAUUUAAUUCAGGUGUCCUCUAUAUCAAACGGAAAGUUGGAGCUUGUUCAUAUGUCGAUGAUCCCAUAGGAUGUCAGUCACUGCUAUCACGAGCAAUGCAUAAGGUGUUCAGUUUAAAAAGUUUCAGAGCUUGUUCUCCAAAUGAUUGCAUUGGUGCCACUGUUGAGCAGUUGGUCAGUACCUUUUCGUCUGAUCCGAGUUUAAAUGCUUUCGCCCAACUGUGUUGUGACCCUUCUUGGAACAGCAGGCAAGUAUCAGAUUAUGUUUCUUCCUUUUGGUCUUCAUUUAUCCUGUUGUAUAAGCAUCUACUUGGCCAAUGA